This is a messenger RNA of Dimorphilus gyrociliatus, 2283 nucleotides long. The record is from the annotation of a GenBank genome assembly. Lineage: Eukaryota; Metazoa; Annelida; Polychaeta; Dinophilidae.
UGCAGGGGAAGAUGAUGCGUUAAACACGUCAUAGAUUAUUUCCACUUGGAUAUCUCAACUAUGAUAAGUUUAUUACUAGUCAAAAUCUCUUUCUUCUUAUUCGUAUCAUUUAAAAGCUCAGAAUGCUCUUGUACAACUGAUGAUGACUGUUCGAAUUUUGAACAAUGCUUAUUAGGAAAAUGUUCAUGCCAACCGCAAUAUGGUCAGGAAAUUUGCGAUGAUAGCGAAAAUCUAAUUUUGGACAGAAACAAAUUCAUCAGCAACGGACCGGUAGCCAAUGUUGUGACACGUUCCGUUUAUCAAUGCUAUUCGACUUGUGUAACUAUUACUCUUUUUGAUUGUGUUGGAUUUUUAUUUAAUGAUAUUAAUGGCGGAACUGUCAGUUGUAAGCUUUAUACAGAAAUAUCUCAAUUAACUUUCAAUUCAGACUUUUCGUUGAUUAUUCGAAAAAACAAAAAGUUAGGAGUUUGCGGAACAGAUGAUAAUCAACUACCGCUAUUCCAUGAGUGUUAUCAUCUCUUAUGGAAUGGAAAUGGUUGUUUUUCAAAACGGUUUAAAGUUGAGCCCGAUCACCAUCAAUCAAUGACUGUUUCGCAAUUUGACAACUACGCAAAAGACGUAUUUGAGAAAGCUACGGAGAAAUUCGCUAAGGAUUCAAAUUCGAAAUUUUAUAGAUUAAUCUGCUUUGAACACGCAGAUGGAAAUGAAACGAACGUAGCAUUCUAUAAUGACAAAAUUGAAUACAAAGGGAAAUUUAACAGCCCUUUACUCGAUCCAAAACACGUUGUAGACGGUUUACAUCACAGUAAUAUUAAAUUGGGUUCGUGUACAAUAUUACAGAGAGAGGGAGCUGAACAACCCCAAAUAACAGUCUAUUUAAAAGGGAUGCAUAUCAUUAAAAAGAUUAUCCUAUGGCCAACCGAACAACAAACUACUCAACUAUUGAACAUUUACAUGAAUACAGAAAAUAAUUUCUGCUCCGAAGAUAACGACGAUAUUCUAUUAGAAAACAAUUCUUCAACUAAAAUCCUAUGUACAAAUUCAAAGCAGGAGAGAAGUUCCAGCGUAACUGUUGUUGAAAAACAACAAGAAUUUCUACAUUUAUGCGAAAUUGAAGUGUUUUCAAAUAACAUAGCCUAUUUAAAAGGAGUCAUUAACAAAUAUACAUAUUUAAAAUUGUUUACAUUAGCAGAUGGUCAUUCAGCUGUCAUGAGAACUGUCUCAUUGGGACAGCAGUAUUGGGUUGCAAUCAAUCUAUUUGCUUACUAUAACGUUUUUGGUAUAGAUUUCGUAAUACGGACAAAUUAUCCCCUGCUCUCUAACACAUUUCGCGUUGAACUGACCAAUGAAAAUCCUUAUUUAACAUAUAACUCGUCAAAAUAUAGUUUAUGCGGAGAAAUAACAAGCUCUACUACAACUUAUACUUUGUAUACAGAAAGAUUUUAUUCACUUUUAUGCCCUAAGGGAGGGGUUAAAGGUCAAUACGUUGUGCUUAGAUUAAUUGGGUCAUCCAUUGUUCAGUUUUCUAUUGGUGAAGUUGAAGUUUUUGGCAAUUAUUUAAGACACUCUGAUCAGCAAAAUACUAAUAUAUUGUUACACAAGCCAGUAUGGGCAUAUUCUGUUCAUAGUUAUCGUUUCCCACCUCAAAAACUAACAGAUGGUCUAUACGACAUUUUCUAUCAUUCUGCUGACGUAGCAAAUACAAAAGAAUGGACAAGAAUUGAUAUGCUUGCAACGUAUACAAUUUUUCAAAUGGCAAUUUUGAACAGAGAUGAAGACUUACACACAAGAGCAAGACAUAUCAAUGGAUUUGUGGCAACUUUCCAAGAAUUUAGCCUAGAUGAACAACUUUCUCAUUCUGAAAAAUGCUUUAGCAAUAACGAAGGUUUUAACAGCGGAGAAUAUAGACUAUGGGCGUGCGAAACACCAUUUCCGGUUGGCCGAUUCGCCAUCCUAUUUCUUGAUGAACUAGAAGUUAUCAAUAUUGUUGAAGUAGAAGCCUAUGGUCAAGAAAUUGUAAAUGAUGAUAUGGCUCUUUUACCAAUUGUGAAUAUUGAUAGAAGUAGUAAUGCUAAUAGUAUUCCUGGAAAGGAAGAAAGUGCCCAAUAUCCUAUAAAGGUUAUAGACGGUUUGGCCUUGAACACCUUGGAAACUGGAUUUUUAUCAUGUUCUGGAACUUUGACAAGCAGCAACACUGAAGGUAGAAUGACUAUCUAUUUGGAGAAUCAGUAUAUGAUAAAUCAAAUAGGUAUUCUUAGGCCUUAUGAUGCACCUAGAGGUUGA